Soboliphyme baturini is the source of this 576-nucleotide messenger RNA. NCBI's taxonomy places the organism in Eukaryota, Metazoa, Nematoda, Enoplea, Dioctophymatida, Soboliphymatidae. The record is from the annotation of a GenBank genome assembly.
AUGGUCUCUUCCUUUGCAAAUAAUCGUUUUACAUUAUUCGCUUUUAAAUUAGGAGCAUUUUUGGUUAGCGGUCGAUGUCCGAACUGCCGGCGAGAAAUUGAGGUCGACUUUAUCCAGAGACCGAACUUUGUACAUGGUUCGAACGAAGCCGAUAUCUUCUCGCUUCAGUCGCAGACGAAUAGCACUUUGUCCGUGUCAGACGCCACUCACUGCGGCUUAGCAUGGUUUUACAAAGGCUGGAAUGGAUGGUGGCGGUAUGACAAUGAUACAAUGAAUAUAAUCGAAACCGCAUACAACCAGGGACUGAGUUCUGUCGAAGUUCUGAUCGUCGGACAUAUCUUUGUAAUAGACUUUAACGAAAUGAAGCAGUACCGUAGAGAUAACCCCCGGAAGAUGAGACCUGUAAAGCGCGAUCGUGUUACAGCACCAUUCAAAGGUGUCGCUGGCGUUCGCCUGCCGUCGUCUGAAGACGGCCCUACUGACUCCAUAUCUACUUCUGCAGUUAACGACGAGGAUAAUGCAGAUAUGGCGGUGAGUCAAGUUGUCGAUGACAUAGACAAUCUUCGUUUGUCCUAG